This is a messenger RNA of Rhinichthys klamathensis goyatoka, 2368 nucleotides long. RefSeq names its product dual specificity phosphatase 10 (gene dusp10). Gene Ontology annotation, cellular component: cytoplasm; cytosol. Gene Ontology annotation, biological process: negative regulation of JUN kinase activity; protein dephosphorylation. Gene Ontology annotation, molecular function: MAP kinase tyrosine/serine/threonine phosphatase activity; protein tyrosine/threonine phosphatase activity. NCBI's taxonomy places the organism in Eukaryota, Metazoa, Chordata, Actinopteri, Cypriniformes, Leuciscidae. The record is from RefSeq and is a predicted model, not a curated record. The transcript is spliced from 4 exons. Bases 278 to 1627 code for a protein of 449 amino acids.
CUCUCCAUCAGCGCAUGACUAUCAGCAGUGCGGGGCUUCAUUGGUUCAGGAUCGUGUCAGUCUGAAGUGAUACUAGUGCAGACCCGCUACAAACUCCAGCUAUCAGUGAGGAGAGAGCAAAGCAGGACGGGAGGAAAAUGUUGCGGGUCUUUAGCGCCGGUACCGGCUGAACGGCUCAGACUGAUCGAUAACUCACCAAACACAUCGGAAGAAACAAGACAUUGCUGAGAAACGCGCUAAAUAUCGUCUGGUCGUCUGAGUUCUCCGUGGUCUCUCCAUGCCUCCGUCUCCUCUAGACGACAGGAUUGUGGUGGCGCUGCCAAGGCCUUUACGCCCUCAGGACCUCGGACUGCGCCGGGACACCAGCUCCCUGGAAGAAGCCAUCGAGGUGAAGAUCCAGGACACCAAGCUUUCGUAUAUGCCCUCGUCCAGCGGCUCCACGCGCUCGCUGACGUGUGGAUGCAGCAGUGCCAGCUGUUGCACCGUGACCACCUACGAGAAAGACGUUCGGGUCAGCGCCAGCAGUCCUAACUUAAACUCUGGCGUCGGAUAUGGCGUUCACGUGCCGGUGGGACACGGGAGUGCGCCGAGUCUCACCUCAAACUUGAUUAGGGGAGGCAUGCGGGUCAUCCACCCUUACGAGCUCGCUAAGAAGCUCACGCAAUGCCCGCUGGGACACCCGAUCGGCCCUGUUCCGGUUAUCAUCGACUGUCGACCGUUCAUGGAGUUCAACAAGAGCCACAUCCGAGGCGCCGUGCACAUCAACUGCUCGGAUAAGAUCAGCCGUCGACGGCUCCAGCAGGGCAAGAUCACAGUGUUGGAUCUCAUCUCCUGCCGGCACAGCAAGGACUCCUUCAAAGGGAUUUUUUCGAAAGAGUUGGUGGUGUACGAUGAAACCACGGUGGAUCCGGGCCGGUUGACGCCCUCGCAGGCCCUGCAUGUGGUUCUGGAGUCGCUGAGGAGGGAAGGGAAGGACCCCGUCGUUCUUAAAGGAGGCCUUUCCGGGUUCCGGCAGAACCACGAUGAUCUGUGCGAACACUCGCUUCACCUGGAGGAAGGACCGGACGGCAGUACCGCGAUGGGCCUAUCGGGGGCGCUACCUCAUUCCCUGCCCUCCACACCUGACAUCGAGAAUGCGGAGCUGACGGCCAUCCUGCCCUUCCUUUACCUGGGCAACGAACGCGACGCUCAAGACCUGGAGCAGAUGCAGCGCAUGGACAUCGGGUUCAUCCUGAACGUCACCACACACCUGCCGCUCUUCCACUACGAGCUCGGCCUCUUCAACUACAAGCGCUUCCCCGCCACCGACAGCAACAAGCAGAACCUGCGGCAGUACUUCGAGGAGGCUUUCGAGUUCAUAGAAGAGGCUCAUCAGGCCGGUCGAGGACUCCUCAUCCACUGCCAGGCCGGUGUGUCUCGGUCCGCCACCAUCGUCAUCGCAUACCUGAUGAAACACACCUGGAUGACCAUGACUGACGCCUACAAGUUCGUCAAAUCCCGGCGGCCCAUCAUCUCGCCAAACCUCAACUUCAUGGGUCAGCUUUUAGAGUUUGAAGAAGACCUGAAUAACGGUGUUACUCCACGUAUACUUACGCCCAAACUCACCGGCGUCGAGACCGUCGUAUAAGAUCUCCAAUUCCCACAUGGAAUAUGCUCUCGUUGCCAUUUUAGACACUCUCUUGGACGAGGAUUUGGAGACUUGCAUGAGGAGAACGACCCGUCCUGUGAGUGUUCAGCCAAACACUGUGUUGCGGUCACUUGUGAUGGCUCUUGGCCACUGGUGCUGGCUAAAGCCCCCAGAGGAGUCUGGGAAAUCAAGGCUUGUAUCAUUCUUCUAAAUCUAUUUUUAUACAGGAGCGCGAUUACAGCACUGUGCAAUAAUCAACAACCGGGUGUGUGAUGAUGUGUAUAUAACGAUACGAUACCGAGACUUCCGGCCCACCUGGUUAGACGUGCUUCUUUUGUGUUUUUGUCACGGAUCUUUUCAUUUAAGGUCAGUUUAGAUGACGCGAUGCACUGAUUUUCUUCUUUAUGACAUUUAAAAUAGUCACCAGUAGGGAUGCACCGAUAUGAACAUUUUGGCCGAUACCGAUAACCGAUAAUUCUUUAUAUUUAAAAGCCGAUAACCGAUAAUUAUUUAUAAUUAAAAGCCGAUAACCGAUAAUUAUUUAUAAUUAAAGGCCGAUAACCGAUAAUUCUUUAUAUUUAAAAGCCGAUAACCGAUAAUUAUUUAUAAUUAAAAGCCGAUAACCGAUAAUUCUUUAUAUUUAAAAGCCGAUAACCGAUAAUUCUUAAUAUUUAAAAGCCGAUAACCGAUAAUUCUUUAUAUUUGAAAGCCGAUAACCGAUAAUUCUUUAUUUAAAAGCCG